GGUUUAAGUGGAUCUUUUAUUUUUGGUACCAAUGGUAUAAAGGAGGAAUUACAUCUCGUGCUGAUUUGCCCAUACACCUCAAAAUGCUUCACACAUGAUAAUAUGUCAGCCUUUAGUAUAUCCCAGAUUUUUUUGAUUAAUUUAAAACUAAAACCAUCAGGUCCUGGGGCCUUCUCAUUCUCACAUUCCCAAACUGCAUUUUUAUUUUUUUUCAAUGGUGAAAGGGGCCUCAAGGGUGUUGCUAACAUCUAAACUCAGUGAACGGAAUCUGGGGUUUACAAGCUUCGGUCUUGAUGACUAUUUCUCCAGGAAUUUUCUAAUGUAGAAGUUAAACACCUCCUUCUUGAUCUCACUUGCCUCCAUAUUCCAUUCACCAUUGAUGAUUGGGCCGUGAAUUCAAUUUUUUUUUCUUUUUAUUGUUUACGCACCCAUGAAAGAAGCGUGUGUUUUCAUCCCCGUCCACUGUCCAUUUUAUUUUUGAUUUCUGUUUGAGAUCGAGAACCACCAUCCUCUCCAAGUCUACAAUUUUCUAGAAGCCCAUACUUCUUUCUUGUAUCUCAUCAUUACUUAGGACCCGGUUCUCUGUAGCUAGAUCAAGCUCCUGAAUUCUUUGUUUUAGAUUUUUCAAUUCCAUGUCCUCCUUUGGGAAUUCCAUGUUUCUCCAUUCCUUGAUUGCAUUUUUUAGGUGUUUUAAUUUUGCCAACAGAUACCUGUCAGGUGUUCCCUACCUAACAAAAGUAGUCCAAGUUUAGGUAACAACUUUAUCAAACCCCUCCCAGUUCAUCCACAAAUUGAAGAACCUAAAAGGGGGUUUCCCAAAAUCAUUGGGAUUUCUUUGUUCUCCGGAUUCACCCAUUACUUCUUUUAGGAUAGGAUUAUCCUGCUCGAUUUCAAAACCGAGCUCUUUUCCUAUUUUCACUGUCUGCUGAGCUUCCAGACCUGAGGAGCAGUCUUCACUUAUUUCAGGCUCAAAUGGGGCAUCUAAUGUUCUGUUUAGGUUUAGGUCAACCGGUGGGGAGAGGUUUGAAUGUUGUUGCACGCCAGUUUGGUCUUCAUAGUUGGUCGGAGCGGUUUGUUCCAUCCUGGAACUGUUAAGGGGAUUGAAGAAAUUGAUGAGAAGAAGGAUAAAUUAUUCGUUUCGCAUCAUCUACGCUUUCUACCGGUUGCUAAACAAAUAUAACAAAAGCACACCACUAGAAGCUUGGUUGGACACACAAUUAUUGCCAUACAAUGAUGAAAACGAGUCUGAAACAUCGAUGCUUUUUGGUCCCGAGUUUCUAUCAUUGAAACUCUAUCAACUUUGCUCCAAUGAGGAUCGUGAAUUAGGAAAAUUAUUGAUAAGGUCCGGAUCUUUAUUUCUAAAAGACCUAGCCACAGCAAAACAUUUUACAGAAGGAAUGUUUGGUUCUGUAAAACGAGCUUUUGUCAUUUGUGAUGAAGAUAUAACAAUCAAAGAAGAGUUUCAACGUUGGAUGAUCGAAAACAAUCCAAUGGUUGAGGUGAAAGAGUUGAAUGGUGUGGAUCAUAUGCCGAUGUUGUGCGACCCGAAGCAACUUUAGUGUUUGCCUCCUCGACAUAGCACAUGAAUAUGCAUAGUCAUGUUGUUCAUUUAUAAAUUAUUUUAUAUGUAUGUGAUUUUGAUUGCAAAUAACGUCUAAUGAUAACGUAUUAUUGCUUUUGUGUGGCAAAGCCAUGUUGAAAUUCAGGAA
Lactuca virosa is the source of this 1709-nucleotide messenger RNA. The record is from the annotation of a GenBank genome assembly. Lineage: Eukaryota; Viridiplantae; Streptophyta; Magnoliopsida; Asterales; Asteraceae.